AUGUCUCAGGAUAAAACGAAGGGUACAAUGAGUUCAACGAACUCUCCGCAAAUGAUUAAUCACAAAACCAAAAAAGCUAUGGAAUCUAUAGCCCCGAUUUUGGAAGGUUUUAGUCCCAAAACUUCAGCCAGUGAAAAUACUUCCUUGAAAUUGCCACCACCUGGAUUGCCCGUCGAGACACAUAGCGAAGAAGAGCAUGGAGAAUUGGCCUUGGAUCGCACUUUAAGUCGAAGCUCUCAGUUGUCGUCUGUGUCGUCCAGACCUGGAUUAUCACCCACCAACUCUUGCGAAAACGUCGCAGGUCCAGCAAAACUGCAGAGGCUGAAAAGUAACUCUGGAUUAGGUACAAAUGUCUCCAAUGCUUCUCAGUAUCAAGAACAGAACUGUGCAUUGGAUUCUGCGAUUGAUACGACGGCUGAUGUGAACAACAGCUCGACUGCGAGUUCUGCGGGCUCUUCUCGAAAAGCGUCUUCGAGCUCGCACAAACCGCAACUCCCCAAGAUCGGGAAAAUCGGUGUAUGUGCAAUGGACGCCAAAGUGCUGUCCAAGCCCUGUAGACACAUUUUGAACCGAUUAAUCGAGCAAGGAGAAUUUGAAACCAUAAUUUUCGGCGAUAAGGUAAUUUUGGAUGAAAAUAAUGAGAAUUGGCCCACUUGCGACUUUCUCAUUAGUUUCUUCUCUUCUGGGUUCCCACUAAACAAAGCUAUCGACUAUGUGAAUUUGCGCAAACCGUUUAUUAUCAACGAUCUGGUUAUGCAAAAAGUGUUAUGGGACCGUAGGCUUUGUCUUCAGUUACUCGAUGUCGCUGGCGUUCCUACACCGUCUCGGUUGGAGAUUAGCAGGGAUGGAGGUCCUAGAGUUGACGCGGCUUUGAAGCAAAAGCUCCUCGAACGUGGCGUCGACGUUAAGCCAAUUAAGGAGCCUAAAUGGCGCAUGAUCGAUGACGACACUCUUGAAGUCCAGGGCAAGAUCAUGAAAAAGCCAUACGUCGAAAAGCCCGUAGAUGGCGAAGAUCAUAACGUUUACAUUUACUAUCACUCCAAAAAUGGUGGUGGUGGUCGCAGACUUUUCAGAAAAGUCGGUAACAAGUCCUCUGAAUUUGAUCCUACUUUAAAUGGCCCCAGAACCGAAGGUUCUUAUAUCUACGAGGAGUUCAUGGACACGGAUAAUUUCGAGGAUGUCAAGGCGUACACUGUCGGCGAAGGCUUUUGCCAUGCUGAAACUCGCAAAUCACCUGUGGUGGACGGUAUUGUGCGUAGGAACACUCAUGGUAAAGAGAUUAGAUAUAUUACUGAACUAUCCACAGAGGAGAAAGAAAUCGCACGCAAAGUUUUCCAAGCGUUUUCGCAGAUGAUUUGUGGUUUCGACUUAUUGAGAGUGAACGGGAAAAGCUAUGUUAUAGACGUUAAUGGCUUCUCUUUUGUCAAGGACAACUCUUCAUAUUACGAUGCAUGUGCAAAGAUAUUGAGGGACACGUUCGCGCUGGCUAAAAAGAAAAUGGAUCUUGAGAAACGUAAUCUGCCUGUCAUUACCGAGGAGAAGAGACAGAAAUGGGUUUUCAAGGGUUUAGUAACAGUGAUUCGUCAUGCCGACAGGACGCCUAAGCAAAAAUUCAAACAUUCUUUCAGGUCGCCAAUUUUCAUUUCUUUGCUAAAGGGACACAAGGAAGAGGUGGUCAUUAGAAACAGCUCAGAUUUGCAAAUUGUUUUACAGGCUUUGAGGAUUGCCCAAGAAGAGAGUGAAGAGGAUCCCUUCAAAUUGGAUGUUUUGGCAAACGCACUCGAGAAAAAACUUAAUCUACCUGGUACAAAGAUUCAAUUGAAGCCCGUUCUCAACGCUGAGAAAGAGGUCGAAAAAGUGCAAUUUAUCCUUAAGUGGGGCGGUGAACCAACUCAUUCGGCUCGCUAUCAGGCAACAGAAUUGGGUGAGCAAAUGAGACAAGAUUUUGACCUCUUGAACAAGGGCAUUUUACAAAAUAUUCGCAUAUUCUCUUCCUCAGAGCGCAGAGUCUUGGCCUCUGCUCAGAUUUGGGCGAUGGCGUUGUUUGGCGCGGACGAAAUAGGAAGCGACGAAAUUCGCAUCAGGAAAGAUUUGCUGGACGAUAGCAACGCGGCCAAGGAUUUGAUGGACAAAAUCAAAAAAGAACUUAAGCCGCUUCUCAGAGAGGGCAAAGAGGCACCUCCACAAUUUGCUUGGCCACCCAAAAUGCCCGAACCGUAUUUUGUCAUCAAGCGUGUGGUUGAGCUUAUGAAAUAUCACAAAAAACUGAUGGAUUUCAACUUUAAAACUAAAAAUGUCGAGGAGUUGCAGCGUCGUUGGUGUUGCUCUGAAGAUCCUAUGCUUUUUAAAGAAAGAUGGGAAAAGCUCUUUAAAGAAUUUGUGAGCGUAGAGAAAGUCGAUCCAUCAAAGAUUUCAGAACUAUAUGACACAAUGAAAUACGAUGCCCUUCACAAUCGGCAAUUCUUGGAGAACAUCUUUUCGCCUAGUGUCGAUACUCAGAGCGAAAAUGUCAAUCUUUGCAAGAACUCGCUGGUCGAUCGCUACCCAAUUAACAUUUUGGCCAUGAACAACUUCAAGAUUCCAGAUUCAAGCUCAGGGACCAGUACGACGGGUUCGUCAAGUAAGGCAAGCAGCGUAGGAUCUUUGGGUUGGGUCUUAGAGGGCAGCUCUCAAACGAAAAACAGCACCUCCAAGUUUGGUGAUCCCAAAUUUAUGCAGCUUAGAGAGCUCUACAAGCUCUCUAAGGUGCUGUUUGAUUUCAUCUGCCCGCAGGAGUAUGGUAUCGAGGACGGCGAAAAAUUGGACAUCGGCCUACUGACAUCUCUUCCUCUGGCGAAACAAAUUCUCAAUGACAUCGAUGACAUGAAAACCAAGGACACGCCUGGAUGUGUGGCGUAUUUCACCAAGGAAUCACAUAUUUACACUCUGUUGAAUAUCAUCUACGAAAGUGGACUGCCAAUGAGAAUCGCAAGAAAUGCGUUGCCCGAGCUAGAUUACCUCUCGCAGAUUAAUUUCGAAUUCUACGAAAGCACCGACAAUACCGGCCAGAAAUCACACGCUAUCAGAUUGAAGAUGUCUCCCGGAUGCCAUACCCAGGAUCCUCUGGACGUGCAGCUUGACGAGAAACAUUACAUCAGCUGCAUCCCGAAGAUCUCCCUGACAAAACAUUUAGAUCUGGAUUAUGUGACCCAAAAAUUGCGGAACAAGUUUAGUAGAGUAGUGUUACCUCGCAAGUUCACUCCCGUGAACAUUACAAGCCCAAACUUGUCCUACAGCAAGCCCGCUGAAUGUCCACCGCCAUCCCCAACGGAGAAGUUUUAG
Messenger RNA from Lachancea mirantina, 3321 nucleotides. Lineage: Eukaryota; Fungi; Ascomycota; Saccharomycetes; Saccharomycetales; Saccharomycetaceae. The record is from the annotation of a GenBank genome assembly.